Molecule: messenger RNA, 883 nt
Organism: Argiope bruennichi
Lineage: Eukaryota; Metazoa; Arthropoda; Arachnida; Araneae; Araneidae
Product: ras-related protein Rab-14-like
Exons: 6
Coding region: 79-729 (216 amino acids)
Molecular function (GO): GTP binding; GTPase activity
Source: RefSeq, a predicted model, not a curated record
UGAGAGAGUGUCAGAUUUCAAUCUAGUGCUGAUGGUGCAUUAAACAUCAUGAGAAGAAACUGUUAAUAUUUUCUCGAAAUGGCCCUCAAUCGACCUAUGAAGAUAGUAACACUGGGAGAUUCAAAUGUCGGAAAGACAGCACUGCUAUUGCGUUUCGUCAAAAAGACUUUUUAUGAUGACAUUCCCAUUACUAUUGUCGAUAUCCUACAGACUCAAAUGAAUAUCGAGAAUAAAAAAGUUGACCUUUUCCUCUGGGAUACAGGUGGACAAGAGAGGUUCAAGUCCCUUAUUAGUAAUUAUUUCAGACUAGCUGACGGUGCUCUGUUGGUGUAUGAUGUGACAAGAAUCAGCACGUUUGCAGAGCUUCCUGGAUGGCUGUCUCUUUUGAGAGCGGUAAAUGACAAGGCUUCUGUUGUUAUAGUUGGAAAUAAAAUUGAUGAAGCAGAUCUGAAGAAUGUGACUUUAACAGCAGUGAAAGACUUUGCUGCUUGGCAUAGAUUAGAUUUCGUUGAAGCCAGCGCUAAAACAGGUGAAAACGUCGAAGAGAUAUUUCAACUAUUAACGAAGAAGAUUUUGAAAUCAAUUUCACUGACUUCAUCAGACGAAGCAGACAACUCGGAAGAUACUGAAAUGGAGAAAUCAGACUUUCAACAAGACGACACUGAAUUGAAAUUACUUCCAUCAAAUUCAAUGCACGAAGUACCAAGUAGAAAGAAACGAUGUUGUUGAGUUUUACAGAAGUAUUGUAGAUUAUUUUCAGAUGAAAUAAACACCAUCCAGUGAAACUUGGGAGAUUCGAGCAAACAAAACUAUAAUAAAAUUUCCGAUUUAUCAAAAAAUUCAAAUUCUGAAAAACUUAGUCUAGCCAUGAGAAAAUGAUAUA